CUACACCCUCAGCACCCCAUCCCCUCUCUCUCUUCCUCUUUCGCUUUCUCUCUCUACUAACUUUCUAGAGAGAGACGCCCUCUCCUCACUCAUGAACAUUUUCUAACCAAAAUCCAAUCACAAUUUUCUGUCCAUCCAAACGCACCACCAACAAUGUCUCACGCGGUGUUUCACACGGCGCAAAUCAUGCCUAUGAACUCACAUGUCAACGCCAACACCUUGUCCUCUAAACCCUCCCUCCCGCCUCUCCCCUUUAUCCACCACCGCCGUCGCCGCUUCCUGCCGAUUAGGGCCUCGGCGUCCCCCGCCGAGGUGGACAACGACUCCGUCUCUAUGCUAGAGCGCUGCUUUGCGGCUCCCGCGGCUUCGAAUUCUUCGUCUCCUUCUUCCUCGGCUUCGUUGGGUCCGGUUAUGAAGGGGCAGUACGGUUCCCUUGGCGCCGUGACGCUUGAGAAAUCCAAGCUUGACACGACGCAAAAGCAAACCAAGUCGAGCCCUGAGCUAGAUGUUGGGGGAGGUAGUGGAGGUAUUGGAAAGAAAAUCAAUCAUGGUGGUGGUGACGGAGGCGAUGAUGAUGGUGAUGAUGAUGAUUACUUUGAUGACUUUGAUGAUGGUGAUGAGGGAGAUGAAGGCGGAUUGUUUAGGAGACGAAUACUUCUUGAAGAGCUAUUUGAUCGUAAAUUUGUGGAUGCUGUGUUAAAUGAAUGGCAAAAGACGGUGAUGGAUUUGCCUGCUGGGUUUCGGCAGGCUUAUGAAUUGGGAUUGGUUAGCUCAGCUCAAAUGGUAAAAUUCCUUGCAAUCAAUGCCAGGCCAACCACUAGUAGGUUUAUUUCACGAGCACUACCACAAGGAAUAUCAAGGGCUUUCAUUGGCAGGUUGCUUGCAGAUCCUGCAUUCAUGUAUAGGUUUCUAUUAGAGGAAGCUGCUACAAUAGGUUGCUCAGUGUGGUGGGAACUUAAAAAUCGGAAGGAUAGGAUAAAGCAGGAGUGGGAUCUUGCACUAAUCAAUGUGCUGACAGUAGCAGCAUGCAAUGCAGUAGUUGUUUGGUCGCUUGCUCCUUGUCGAUCAUAUGGCAAUACAUUUAAAUUUGAUCUACAAAAUACAUUGCAGAAGCUUCCAAACAACAUAUUUGAAAAGAGCUAUCCACUAAGGGAAUUUGACUUGCAAAAGAGAAUCCAAUGCUUUUUGUUCAAGGCUGCUGAGUUGUGCAUGGUUGGUUUAAGCACUGGUGCAGUACAGGGUGCCUUGUCUAACUCUCUGGCCCGGAAAAAGGAGGGAAGGUUAUCUGUGACAGUCCCAAGUGUGAGCAGCAAUGCACUUGGUUAUGGUGCUUUUCUUGGAAUCUAUGCUAAUCUGAGAUAUCAACUUCUAUGUGGAUUUGAUAGAGCAAUGGUUAGCCAUUUUGAUGUCAUUGGAGUCGCACUGUUCUUCAGCACAGCCUUGAGGGUCAUGAACGUUCAAUUAGGAGAAACUUCCAGGCGAGCCUGGCUUGGAGUGGAGGCAGAUCCGCUUGCUCACUCGGAUGAACUUUUGAAGAAAGUUUACAGCAGGCCUUCCGAAAAUGUAGAAAAACAGUCCUCAAGAUGGUUUAUAUCUAAGAAUGCACUUGUUUCAGGCCUUGGACUACUGGGCAUCAAACAAGAGAAUGCAGGUUCUGUUGGUGAUGGACAAUCGUCAGCCCCUAAAGCUCGAAGAAAAAGGAUUGUACGGAAGAAGGUUGCUGCAGGAACAGCUUAGUUUCUUCAAAUGUAAACGUAGGCAUUAUCCAAUUUUGCUGUAUGUCAUUGUUAGCUACUGCUCGGGUGUCCCUGCGGUUUCAGGCUCUGCAUACUCUGGAACCUGGAGGGGUUUGAGUGUGACUAGUGGCCCCAAAUUUUUCAUCACGCUAAAGCUUGAGGGGGUUUUAUUGUUUUCAAAUUUUUUCCCGGAUUUUUAUAUCCAUAUUGUGUUUCCUAUCCGAAACUUGUAGUAAUAUUUUGAAUCUCAAAUAAAGUAGAGCUAGUUCUUUUC
This is a messenger RNA of Arachis stenosperma, 2010 nucleotides long. Its product is annotated as protein RETICULATA-RELATED 1, chloroplastic. Gene Ontology annotation, cellular component: chloroplast inner membrane. Gene Ontology annotation, biological process: plant organ development. Lineage: Eukaryota; Viridiplantae; Streptophyta; Magnoliopsida; Fabales; Fabaceae. The record is from RefSeq and is a predicted model, not a curated record. The transcript is spliced from 8 exons. Bases 154 to 1737 code for a protein of 527 amino acids.